GAGUAAUAAUGGAUGUAGAUGUGUCUGAAACAAAACAACCGAGAAUUCUCUCGCGGUCUUUGAGGUCAAAAUUUCCCAAAAUUCUUCACGGAUUAGAUCAUCUGCAGUCAAAACAAAUGUUUUUAAAGGUUUGGGUGAAAUCUUGGUUAAUGGAAAGGCCGGUACAACCUUAGCGUACCAGGUCAAGUUCAAUGGAAUGGGUAUCAAAAUGCGUAGGAAGGGGACGGAGCGAAUUUUUUAGUUCGUUUUUCAUGGUAGGAGCUAUUUUCAUUUAUUGUUAGCUUUUGGGUUUUGUAAACUAUUGAAGAUCAUUGGUGUCUCGAGAGAGCAAUUCAAACCAGUUAAUAUGUGGUAAACGAUUUGGGUACUCACUGUUUGUAGUCUAAUUCGUUUUGAUGCAAUACCCAUUUGCCCAAUUUUCUUUAAGGCAACGCUCACUAGUCCAAUUCACAGGCUCUUUUGCAAGGGUGUUUCAAGGCAAUCCGUCGCCGGGAACACAGAUAAGCAGUAUUGUUAAGAAGGGGUUACGCAUAUUUAAAAAAAUACUAGUCUUAGAUCAGCAGUUCAGCUUCUGGGUGAUGGCUUUGUGAUGAGCACGCUUGUAAACAGGUGUGUAGAAGGUAUUAUUUGGACACAUUAACCAAACCCAUAUGACAGUUUAGAUCAUUGCGGACAUGGUGGGGUCUAACCCCAAUGAAUUGUUGAAUCGUUAAAAAUCUUAGGUUUGAUGAGUAUAACAGGUGGAGAAAUAUGCUUUCAUUGAUUCCUUCAUGAACCGUGCUCAGAUGAGUGACCUUCUGUCCUUUUAUGCUCUUACACAUGAUAUGCUAGAACACACAUGAUAUGAUUGCAGCUUCAGAGGCAGAUAUUGUUCAACUCUGUUAUUUUAAUUGUCACAGGGUCUAACCAUGUUCUUACCUUGCUGCGAGGUCAACAAGUCCUCUUGGAUGACCUGGUGAGGAGUUAAUCUUGACGCGUAGACGGGCAUGGCUCUUGGCGUCUAAAAUCAGAAUCUUUUAAGAUGCUGAACAUAGGAGACUACCGCGAAUUUGGGUAAGAUUCCUUUGUGAUAACCUGUCAAGAAAGAAUUCGUGAUAGCACAGAGGCCCAUGGCUUUUGUCCUUUAAAAUCAGACUUGUUUGGAAGGCUUGAUAUCAGAAGGCGUUGUGGUUUUGGAGGAAAUAAAUGAUUCAACUGCCAUUCGACCUAAUCUUUAUCCCCCGUGGCUAAAGUUGGAGCAAAAUGGCUGCUGGUGGAGUACUUGGUAAUGUAGCUCUUGUGCCAGUGUCUGAGGUGUUAGCCAGACUUGUAGUGCUAACCACAGAGACCAUUAAUGCGGCACAUGAUGUGAUGAUCAAGCAAGAGAGCCUCACUGAGCUUUCCAAGUAUUUGGAGCAUAUAAAGCCUAUCUUGAGAGAGCUCGCAAAUAAAAACGUCAGGGAAAGUGAGACAAUUAGAAAAGCUCUUGAAAUUUUGGAAAGAGAACUCAAGGCUGCAAAGAAUGUUACAGAUAGUUGCUCCCAAAAGAGCAGGUUUUAUCUCCUGGUUAAUUGCAGGAACAUUGUCAAGCAAGUGCAAGAUAUUACAAGGGAAAUUGGACACGCUCUGAGUCUGGUUCCUCUUGCAUCGUUAGAUAUGUCUCUGUCUAUUCAGCUGAAAGCCCACAAGCUUUGCAAGGAUAUGCAGAAUGCCGAGUUCAAGGCGGCAGUCGUAGAAGAGGAAAUUGUGAAUAAAAUUGAAUCCGGGGUCAGAGAAAGGAAUGCUAAUAGUGUGUAUGCAAAUAAUUUGCUAUUGCAGAUUGCUAAAGCUGUGGGAAUCUCUACUGAUACAUCCGCCUUGAAACAAGAGUUUGAAGAGUUUAAGAAGGAUAUGGUAGAUGCCCAACUUCGUAAAAAUCAAGCAGAGGCUUUACAAAUGGAACAAAUCAUCGGAUUGCUUGGUUGGGCAGAUGUUGCAUCAUCUGCCAAAGAGAGAGAUCAGAAAUACCAUGACAAGAGGAUCUCUUUGGGUAGUCAUCAUUUGCCUCCCUUACAAUCCUUUUAUUGCCCGAUUUCACAGGAAGUAAUGGAUGAUCCCGUUGAGAUUUCCUCUGGGCAGACAUUUGAAAGGAGUGCAAUUGAAAAAUGGUUUGCAGAAGGGCAUACAACUUGCCCUUUGACUAACCAGAUGCUCACCAGCAAGGAGCUCAGACCGAACAUCAUCCUUCGGAGAUCCAUUCAAGAGUGGAAAGAUAGAAAUACAGUCAUCGCAAUAGCUUUAUUGAAACCUAAACUGGAGUCUGGAGAAGAACAAGCUGUGUUGUAUGCUAUAAAUGAGCUUCUGAGAUUAAGUGAGGAGAAAGAAACACAUAGGCAUUGGAUAGCAGCAGAAGGUUAUAUUGGUCUUUUAGUUGACCUCCUGGGUCGGAGUAAGCCAUCCAUCAGAAAAAGAACACUAGCAUUGCUUUGUAGCCUUAUAAAGGACAAUAGUGACAACAAGGCAAGAAUAACUGAGGUGGAGCAUGCAAUUGAUUUUAUUGUUCGCUCUCUUGCACGCGAUAUUGGAGAAGGUACAAGAGCUGUAGCAUUAUUGUUAGAGCUUUCGAAGGAUAAGGAUGUGUGUGAACAGAUUGGCAAAGUCCAAGGUUGUAUCCUACUCCUAGUUACCAUGUCUAAUAAUGAUAAUCCUCAAGCAAGUAAAAGUGCGAUGGAAAUUCUGGAGAAUCUCUCAUACAGUGAGCGGAAUGUUGUUCAAAUGGCAGAAGCAAACUAUUUUAAGCCUUUGAUACAGCGCCUGAAUGAAGGAUCUACCACAGUAAAAAAUGUUAUGGCAAGUGCUCUGUCAGAAAUGGGUUUGACAGACCAAAGCAAGGCUGCAUUGGUGAAAGAGGGAGUUGUAGCUCCACUUCUUGAAAUGAUUUCAAAUGGCAAUGUUGAAUCCAAAUCAGCAGCUAUUGGAGCACUUCAGAAUCUUUCAAGUUUACCUGAGAAUGCUUUACAAAUGACCAAAGAUGGAGUGGUUCAGCCCAUAUUAGACCUUCUAUACACCCCAAAAUCAAUUGUGUUGACUUUGAGAGAACAAGCUGCUAGCACAUUUGCCAACCUGGCUGCAUCUAUUGCAUUGCCUGAAAGUACAAGUGACACGGUGGUUGCACUCUUGGAAUCUGAUGAAGUCAUAUACAAGCUGCUGUCUUUAAUAAAUUUGACUGGUCCUUCUAUACAGGGGAGCAUUCUACGAGCAUUCCAUGCUAUGUGUUCUGCACCAACUGCAGUUGAGGUCAGAGAAAAGUUAAGAGAGGGUGGAGCUAUUCAAAUACUACUUACGUUUUGUGAAUCUAGCAACUUAGAACUGCGAGCCAAUGCUAUUAAGUUGUUGUUUAGCUUGUCUCAGGAUGGGGAUGGGAGUAUGUUGGCAGAGCAUCUUGGGCAAAGCUAUACAGAAAAAUUCGUGAAGCUUCUUUCAACAUCUUCAGAUGAAGAAGAGAAAGCUGCUACAAUUGGAAUCAUCGGGAAUCUUCCUUUAUAUAAUAGACAGAUAACUGAAUGGCUUCUGGAGGCUGGGACUUUGCCAAUGAUUAUAAAUAUCCUUUCUUCAGGAAGCCUUAGAACUACAGGUAAUGCUGUGAAAAAUCAGUUGAUUGAAAAUGCUGCUGGAGCAUUGUGUCGGUUUACAAUACCCACAGACAUUGAUUUGCAAAUAAAAACAGCUGGGGCUGGACUUAUUCCUGUUCUUGUGAGGCUACUUGGAUCUGGGACUCCUUUAGCAAAGCGUCGGGCAGCCAUUUCACUUGCACAGUUUUCAGAGAAUUCAGGAAAAUUAAGUAGAACAAUCCAAAGAAGGAAAAGUUUUUCCUUUGUGUGCUUCUCAGCACCCCCUGAUCAACCAUGUAGAGUUCACAGGGGUAUCUGUUCAGUUAAUACGUCAUUCUGUCUUGUUGAGUCAGAGGCUAUCCUCCCUCUUGUGCAAGUUCUUGAAGAACAAGAAGGAGGUGCAUCAGAAGCUGCACUAGAGGCUCUCUCAACUUUAGUUUAUGAUGAAUUCUUGGAAAAUGGUGCUGUGGAAAUUGAAAGGGUAGGGGGUAUCAUGUCUAUUGUUCGGAUGCUGACUGUUGGAUCAGCAGGUGUGCAGGAGAAAGCUGUCUGGAUUUUGGAAAGGCUAUUUCGAAAUGAAAGAUACAGGACAGAAUAUGGAAAUACAGCUCAAAUGCCCCUUAUAGACCUCACACAAAGAGGCACAAACGCAACAAGGCCCUUGGCUGCAAAAAUCCUUGCUCACUUGAAUGUUCUUCAUGAGCAGUCUUCUUAUUUUUAGGUCUCCUGUAAUUUACACUUGUAGAAGUAUACAGUUCAUUGUUGUUAACUUAUCUCAGAAAUUGGAGCGGGGUUAACUCUAGUUUUUUUGAGAUAGGGAUUAUCUUGUUAUUCUCUUUAGCAAGAUAAGGUUCCAUCAUUUGCCCAAAAUUUUGCAUUGUUAAUUAGUUCUUUGGCAUGCCAAAGCAUAUGGAGAAUUUCCAGAUAUACGCUAACAUGGCGUCUUGUAUUUUGUGUACAUUAAAGAGACAUAAUUUGUCACGGUGAAGGGGACAUCAAGUCUAGACCCAAUAAAUGCAAAGGGAUCCGAACAAGUAGAAAUCGUUUGAGAGGUAUAAGUGUAUGGUUUGUAUUAGUGAGCUUAACUUGGAAUCUAUUUAAACUCUCUGGAUUUUCAGGCAGAUAGAGGAUCCCAAUAACUUUAUGCAAGAGUUUGUAGUCAUUUGGAAAUAAAUUUGAGGUACUUAGAGGAGGCUAUUUGCACAUGUUAACAAUGUUCUGAUGGGCACUGCUCAACAUUUUAUUGGAAGUAGAAUAUACCCUUGAGGUGGCAAUGUUAUACACACUACAAAAAUAUGUACUUCCCAUCCAUUCAAUUGACAAUAUUCAAUCCUUUUGGAGAAUUAAUGCC
Cryptomeria japonica (Japanese cedar) is the source of this 4920-nucleotide messenger RNA. RefSeq names its product U-box domain-containing protein 44. The coding region runs from base 1243 to 4290 and encodes 1015 amino acids. NCBI's taxonomy places the organism in Eukaryota, Viridiplantae, Streptophyta, Pinopsida, Cupressales, Cupressaceae. Gene Ontology annotation, molecular function: ubiquitin-protein transferase activity; protein binding. Gene Ontology annotation, biological process: protein ubiquitination; cell surface receptor signaling pathway. The record is from RefSeq and is a predicted model, not a curated record. The transcript is spliced from 3 exons.